Messenger RNA from Colletotrichum destructivum, 1956 nucleotides. Its product is annotated as Putative FAD-binding domain, PCMH-type, FAD-binding, type PCMH, subdomain 2. The transcript is spliced from 5 exons. NCBI's taxonomy places the organism in Eukaryota, Fungi, Ascomycota, Sordariomycetes, Glomerellales, Glomerellaceae. The record is from RefSeq and is a predicted model, not a curated record. Bases 104 to 1627 code for a protein of 507 amino acids. Gene Ontology annotation, molecular function: FAD binding.
UAUCAAGAACCGCUCGUGGUAGUAGUUUGUCACCCCAGACGCGUGGACGUUAUUCAUCUUGCAAUUAGUUACAUCAUCUUCAGCUCUGAAGACUCGGUUUGUCAUGGUUUUUAAAGCGCUGGGCUGUGGCCUGGGUUGGUUUCUGGGUCUCGUCCCUCUGGUGUCCGCCCUUCCGGAGAAGACGAAUGGUAGUCCUCUCGUGGGAUCCAAGCCGUGCGGACUUCUUGCCGAUGCCGGUCUCGGCGGUCAGCUGUUCUUCCAGAGUGACGGCGAGUAUAACAAGACUCUCGAGACCUAUUACGGCGGCGAAAGCAAGGACCUGAGACCCCACUGCAUCUUGAAGCCGGAGACGGUAGAACAGGUUACCACCGCCAUCAAGACUCUCAACACACCCCAAGCUGGCAAAUGCUGGAACGUGGCCAUCCGUGCAGGCGGACACUCGAACUUCCCCGCCAGCAACACCGCCUCUGGCGUGACCAUUGACCUCGUCAGGCUGAACACUCUGAAUCUCAAUGAUAAUGGAACAGUCUCGAUUGGUUCUGGAAACAGGUGGGGAGAUGUGUAUCGAUAUCUCGAGCCCCGAGGUAUCAUGGUAGCUGGUGGACGCGAGAGCACCGUCGGAGUCAGCGGUCUGCUUCUCGGCGGCGGAUUGUCGUGGUACUCUGGCUACAUCGGCUUCGCUGUUGAUAGCGCUGCCGCUUUCGAGGUUGUUUUGGCCGACGGCAGCGUCGUCAGGGCGGCUAGCGACGAAAACCCAGAUCUCUUCAGAGCUCUAAAGGGUGGCGGGGGCAACUUCGGGCUCGUUACAAAGUACGAGCUGAGACACUUCCCCUCGCACAACAUAUUCGGAGGUAUCACGAUCUUCCCUUACACUGAAAAGGACGCGAUCAUGCGCAAGUUUGUUGAGAUGGUUGACGGCAACGCGAACGGUCACCCGGACGAUUCGGGCUUCGCGGCUGCUGCGUGGGGCCCGGCCAGCGGAAAGAUAAUGUCGUUCAUCGUGGUCAAUACCGAAGGACGGUCCAACACCACCGCUUUCGCCGGGCUCGAGGACCUGUCGCCUCUUGUCGAUAUGCGGGCCGACCUCCCGGUCACCGGCAUCGCGGCUCAGAUCACGUCCACAUCCGGCCAAUACCAAGUCUGGAGCACGUUGACGUAUCGCAACACGCCCGACAUGGGCCGGAAGAUCCUCUCGUCCUUCGAAGCCGUGAUCGAUGACGUCGAGCCCCUGAUCGACGUCAACGAGGAACUUCGCAUCAUCUAUCUGCUGACGCCGCUCCCCGCCUCGACUUCCAGUUACGGCGACAACGUCCUCGGGCUUAACAAGAUCCACACGAAGAGUUCGGUCAUCUUCAGCGUCCAGGCUAUUCUUCCGAGUACCAGGUACCGAGAUCUCCUGAAGCGAAGGUUCGACGAGGCCGUUGCCGAUAUCAAGACGUACGCCAAGGAGACGGGCCAGCUGUUGCCGUACCUGUACUUGAACUACGCCGGUCCCGAUCAAGAUCCUCUUGCCGCAUACGGAGAGGAGAACAUCCGCUUCAUGGAGGAAGUUGCUGCAAAGUAUGAUCCGGGGGGGUUCUUCCAGUACGGUGUGCAGGGCGGUUUCAAACUGGCGCAUCUUCGAUAGACGUUGUAGAACGAACCCCAAGACUAGCUUAGUGCUUUUGUUGCGCACACCACAAGACCGAAGCAGGUUGGAAAGUUGUUGAUGGAGGCUCGGCGGACGGUAUCAUUCCUGGGUCACGGCACGACGGCUAUGAGGAUCUGCAAGGCUCUUUAAUCACAGUUUCGCGGAAAUCUUGUGGGACAGCGUUAUUACGCAUUGUGAGAAGACACUCCAUGAUGUUCCAAUCAGGGAGGUCCAGUUUCGCAUCAAAACUCAGCAAGGCCUUCAAACACACCUAAAAUCAUUCCUACUUAUUUCUUUACAAGGGGUAUUCAGUAUCAUGGUUAACG